Brassica rapa (field mustard) is the source of this 5480-nucleotide messenger RNA. Its product is annotated as protein MIZU-KUSSEI 1. NCBI's taxonomy places the organism in Eukaryota, Viridiplantae, Streptophyta, Magnoliopsida, Brassicales, Brassicaceae. The record is from RefSeq and is a predicted model, not a curated record. Gene Ontology annotation, biological process: hydrotropism.
CUAUUGAAUUUUUUUUUGUGGGCCGACAUAUCGCAUUGUGAGUGGACAUAUUUGUUGUAUAUAUUGCUUUUGAUUUUAUCUCAUCCAAUAAUUCAAACGCAUAUUUUAUAUAAUAAUUUUUUUAAGAAUAAUUAAAAUUAUAUCAAAAUUAAAGAUUUUUUUAUCUAUAAAUAAAAACUACUCACAUUUCAUUUGGAUACAGAAAAAAUGUCAUUUUUUUUAUAAUCAAAUAUUGCUUUUGAUAUUAUUUAAAAAUAAGCUUAGUAUAAUAAUUUAAAUAAAUAUUAUUAAAAUUUAAUUUAUUUCAGUUUCUAAAUUGAUUAUUACUCCUUCCGUUUCAAAAUAGAUGAUGUUUUAGAGAGUUUUUGAUGUUUCAAAAUAGAUGAUGUUUUCAUAUUUCAACGUACUUUUUAACUUUAUCAAAACUGUGUAAUCAAUUAUAUUUUGUAGUAUGUUUUGUGAUUGGUUGAAUAAUUUUUAAUUUAUAUUUUAAUGAUGAUUUUUAGACAAAAAACAAGUUUCUUAAUAUUUGCGUCCUAACCCUAAAACUUCGUGUAUUUUGAAACAGAAGGAGUAAUAUGUAAUUGUUAUGUUUUAAAAAACAAAAUUAUGAAGUAAAAAUUGUGGGGUAGAGUGUUGAAUUCUUUAAAACAAAACUAUUAUAGAUGUUUAGAGUGAAAUGAAUGUUGAAUAAAUGAAAUGAAAAAAAGAAAAUAUGAUGUGAAAUGUUAAAAAGGAAAAAUGAGAAUGUUGAAAAUGGAGAAGGUGUUAAAUCCAUUGUAGAUGGUCUUAACUUCAAGAAUCAUAUGAUCAUGUAUAAACGUCGAUGAUCCUACGACCAUGCAUAAUAGCCGAUUUGACUCUACGAUGGAUUAUAAACAGCGUUUUUAUUACCUCACAGCAGGGUAUAUUGCUGAUAUUUUGAAAACCUGUCUAAUCUUACACAUUUUACGAAGUAUAAAUUUGCAGGAGGGUAUUGAGCGAUCGAAAAGAUUAGUUAUAUCAAAAUUAGGGAAAACCCAAAGAUAAAAAAAAAGAACAAAAUUAUAGUACACUUUCAGAGAUAAUCAAUUAUAAUAUGCAGACUUAUAUAGAGAUGAAUAAAUCUAAUUUCAUAAACUAAUAUAGAAAUGUAUAAUAAGCGAUCUCGUAAUCCCCAAAAUCUCCUAAUAGUACGUACGAAUAGCUGGGUGUUCAGUUAUGCACAACCGACUAAAAGUGAGAAAGUUACCACCUACAAAUCAUAAACAAGAAAAAAAUAUAAAAACUCACUAAUCUCUCGGUGGAAUGUCAAGGGAUUUCGUAUGAUGCAAGGAAGCAAUCAAGUUGAAAAAGCCUAAUAUAUUUGAGAAAGUUAUCAACUUCACCGAUCACAACGCACGAUAACUAUGACAAUUUUUUUGGUAUCACCAAUCACCAUAACAGUGAGUCAGUGAACAAGUGUCAAACAUAUAAAAUGUCCCACCACGUUUGAACUUUGGGACAUUCAGUAAAAAAUUUCUGUAGUGACUGUAAGUGAAGGGGAACAAUAAACUCAAGAAAACGACGGACAUGUGAGAGGGAUCAGCUACAACAAGAAAAAGAUAAUUUGUUUGUUUUAGUCCAAACAAAAAGUAUGAAUUCACAAACACAAAAACAUGGCUUAUAUAUGAAAGCUUCAGUUGUUGCAGACAAUGUCAAAAGUGAAAGAUAAUAUUUCAAAGGUUGAUGAUAUUAUGUGUUGCUAACUUUCUAUCAAUAGUCAUUCUAGUGGCACGUUUGGAACAACUAACUUCUGUGAGAUUCACACAAAGAGGUUACUAUUUUGCAAGGAGGAUCAGAGGUGAAAGAGUCUGAGGAGGGAGUGAUGAUUUGGUGUCUAGUGUUUUUGGGUUUGAUGAUUUUCAAUUUGCGUUCUUUUUUUGGGGUUUAUGUAAUUUAUAUCUUUGCAUUAUUUAGAAUUGGUUUGUUGGCGGGAUUGUCUAUGGCUCCAUGUAAUAUGUUUGUCGAAAUUCUCCAAAUAAUAUUCUCAUGUUCAGUAUAUAACGUAGUACUUAUCCUAAUCAUUUAUAUUUCUGCGCAUUCGACGGGAUUUGCUAUUUGCCCUAUUCUUCUUUCUAGUUGAAUCAUUUAUACUUCAAAACAUUGGAGACGCCAUUAUUAAGAAAAUUACAAUGCUUAGUUAAUAUAUAAUAUUUUCCUGAAAUAGCCCCCUAGAUAUUAUUUUGAGUAUGACAAAAGCACUUUCUUAUCUUCAUGGGGUCAUGCAUGUGCAUUUCAACUGUAGCAAAGGUAUAACUUUCCAUAAAUAGUCGGCCUAGACUUGAUCAAAGAUAUUCCUCUUUUAUAAUCUCUAUACUAUGUAUUGUAAAUGUCGUUGGAGAUUGGUGAAAAAGGGUCUUAAACGUGGCCCCUUAAUCCUAACAUUGGUCACUUAAUGCGUGCUUAUUUGAUUUAAUUGCGUUGUUGUUUCCUACUUGUUUGAUGGCGUCGGUCAAGAUGAAAAGAACAAACGAUAAAUUACCAAAAUAAAUUGAAAAUCCAAAAUAGGUUGUUGGACAGCCGAAUAAACUGGGACAAUGAUAUAUUGUGUUGUCAUUUCUUUUGUAUAAAUCCAAAUAUUAUAAAGUUUACUGCUUUUGAGUGGAAAGAACCAAGCUAGCAAAAUUUUAUGAAAAAGCGCAAAAAGACAACGUUUCUCCAACAUCCGUCGUUGUGCAAAAGCAAAAAUAUAUGCAAAUGCUCCAACGCGGAGAUAAAUUAUUGAAACGAAAAGGUCCAACAAAUUAAUAAUGAUGAUAAAUUUUCCAAAAUGUUAAUAGAAAAUAAACGUGUCAAGUGUCAACUAUCCGGUGAUAUUUUCCUGAUUGACCUACGAGGCCACGACUAGGACUCGAUCGACCAGAACCAUUCAUUGUGUGUUACUAUCACCGGAGAAUUUGAUAUUCUUACUGGAUACGUACCACAGAAUAAAAUGGUUCGAAUGUUGUCCAAAUUUAGUGGGAAUCAUGACGAUAAAUAUUGAGCCAAUAAUGGUAACAAGGUCAGCCCCUAUGGAUCAAUCCUUGUCGAUGGUCGAAUAGACGGCUAAUUUGGCUUUGUCGUUUAUUUAUAAGUUUUUGUUUGUCGUAUUAAAAUUGUGUUAAAUUAACCGCAAAUAUAUAACAGAAUAACAUAUCACAAAUUUCACAUUUAGAAAAUAUGUAGUUAGGGAUUGGUCAAUGUAUAUUUCAUUUAUUCAUGUGUAGUUAUGGUUGAUGUUGCAUACCCUUGACCCUUGUUGUAAAUUUGUUGUAGCAAUUCUUGUAUCCUACUAAAUAGUAAUAGAAUAAAGAUGUUUAUAGUAGUCUCAUGUUAUAAUAGGUCUUGGAUACUUAACACAAACGAAUACAUGUGGAUUAUAUUUACCCAUCUAAGCAUUGCAUAUAUAUAUAUGUGCCACAAAUAUGAUUAUCCACAAAUUAAUCAAUAAUUUCUUUACGGACCAAUUUGCCAGCUAAAACGCAAGAAACUAAAACAAAAGAACUACACGAAGAGGGAUAUGAGAGACGUGUGGAUCCAUGAACUUGCUGAUUAUCGCUUACUAAAAUUAUUAGCAAUAUUUUUAGUCAAAAAAAAAUUUACGAGCAAUAUUAUUGUUUAAAUAUGCACGAGCAUAAUCAUUAGAUAGAUAAAAACUAUAUAGAUUACUACAAAUUUCUUAAUACGUAACAUAAGGUAAAAUGACGAAUAAUGAUACAAAUGAUUGGUCAUGUCAACUGUGGCUGUACGGAAGUUUCUUAAGCCACCGUGUCAUUCUUUUCUAGCCAUCAAAAUGAUUCAUACGAAUUGAAAAAAUCAAUACUAUAACAUUAAAUUCAUUAAUCAUGUAUUUUUUUCUUACUUCAUUAAUCAAUGUAACAGAAAACAUCAAUGUUCAUAUAUCAUGUUAUGCUAUUGAACAUAGAUAAAUUAGAGCCAUUAUUUCUGAAGCUUUCCUUUAUAAUUAACAGUCACAUUCUUUCUUUUGAAAAUAAAAUUAACAAGCGCAUUCUUUAAUCAAACCUAUAUUACAUUAUUACUGUAAAAUAUUAAUAUUACGUCUAUAUAUAUUUAAUUUUUAAAUCUCAAAUAUCUAUAUAUAUAUAUAUAUAUGUGUGUGUGUGUGUGUUUGGGCGUGUACGUAGGCAUGCAGUUGUUCGUUUUAUAAUACGAUAAUAAUUUUAAGUGAUAUGUUACAAAAAAAAGUGAUAACGACAAUAAUCUUAGACUAAUAUAUACCAUUUAGGCAAUUUUAAACACAUAAAAGAAUUUAUUUUUGCUUUGCAUAAUAUUUCUAAAGCAAAAGUACAUACUAUCAUUUUCAAUUUAGGACCAUUUAUCUUCUUUUUUAAUGGAAAUUUGGGCCUCACCACAUAACCAUUUCUCUAUAUAUACAUCCACCCUACUUAAACCCUAACACACAUAUGCACUUAAAUUCUCAUCAUUUUCCCAUAAAUAAAAAAACACCAUGUCCUUCACCACAAACCCUCACCGUCGCCGCCUCUCAGCAACCACCACAACUACAGCCGUAGACUGCCAUAAACAAGUCCGUUCAUGGCGCCUCCUCCGCACCAUCGUCCAACUUCUCAUCCCAUCUUGCUACUGCACACUCGUAAAUCCAAAUGACAAUCAAGAAGACAAAUCUCACCGCCAAAUCAAACCAAGAACCUCCUCAGUGACCACAAACUCCUCAUCUUUCACUGGAACAAUCUUUGGUUUCCGACGUGGCAAAGUAAACUUCUGCAUCCAAGCAACAAAUACCAAAACCCUAAAUCCAAUCAUUGUCCUCUUAGAACUCACCGUCCCUACCGAAGUCUUAGCUCGCGAAAUGCAAGGAGGCGUGCUAAGAAUCGCUCUUGAAUCAAACAAUAGUGACAGAUAUGAUUCACAUCAAGAUUAUUCUUCUUUUUCUCUUCUUACAACACCUUUAUGGAACAUGUACUGCAACGGUCGGAAAGUUGGUUUCGCCAUCAAAAGAGAGCCUUCAAAAGCCGAGCUAGCCGCUUUGAAGGUGCUUACUCCGGUGACCGAAGGAGCUGGAGUUGUUAAUGGAGAAGAGAUUAACCGAGCGAAGAGUGAUCAUAUGAUGUACUUAAGAGCGAGUUUUAAACGAGUUUUUGGAUCGUUUGAUUCAGAAUCUUUUCAUCUCAUCGAUCCACAUGGGAUUAUCGGACAAGAACUAAGUAUCUUCUUUUUUAGAUCGUCACGGAAAUGAUCUUUGGAUCGUUUUGUUUUCGAGCAUAUGGAAAUCAAUCGGUGCACUAUACGUUGGGAUGAUAUCGAGACUCAUUGGUGUUUUUUACUGUUUCGUUUAGGCAAACUAAACCGAUUGAUGUGAAUCUCGUAAUGUUCUUUUUUAGCUAUGCUUGAUUAGAUGAAAAUGUAAUAAGCAUAGUUUUUUUAAUGAUCUCAACUUUUGUAUGCAGUAGUGGUGACCAUGUGUGUUCAUGUGUUUCUUGUAGUGCAAAGGCUUUUAAUCA